Messenger RNA from Vidua chalybeata, 3027 nucleotides. Its product is annotated as endogenous retrovirus group 3 member 1 Env polyprotein-like. NCBI's taxonomy places the organism in Eukaryota, Metazoa, Chordata, Aves, Passeriformes, Viduidae. The record is from RefSeq and is a predicted model, not a curated record. The transcript has 2 exons. Bases 1546 to 2469 code for a protein of 307 amino acids.
CAGGCUUUUGCGGAAGCGGCCACGGGCGGGUUCCUGCUCUUGUGUCCGGUCCAGGGCUGCAUCUGGCAAAGAAUCAAUGCACGGGCUGGCUGGCGGGCAUCCCCCCAGAAAACGCUCUGGUCAAAAUAGAACUGGGGGAAAAGAUGAGGAAAAUGAAAUGUCUGGUGAAUGCAGGUGCAACACAUUCUGUAUUAAAUAUAGAGUUGGAAAAAAUUGGUCCUGGUAAAGUUUUGAAUAUUAGUGGAGCCACAAGUCACCAGCAGAAGUUAUCCCUUUCAAAACCACAAUCUUAUAAACUGGGAAAAGGAGUAGGAAUUCAUCGGUUCUUAUAUAUGCCUACGCCCCCCAAUCAUCCCUCACAGAUGGGAGUGGCUUUGUAGGAGCAGAAUCAGUGACAAGAAGUCUCCAUAAGAUAGAGCAUUCUCCCACCACUGUAGUGAUCUGACCCUAAAACGGAAAAAAAUAACAAGUCAACACAGGGAAAGAGUGGAGUGAGACGUGGACACCGGUAAGAACCGGUAAGCACAGGGGGCAAGCCCAGAUCAGGUGACAGUGCUCUUACCAUCCAAAGCUGACUAAGGACCAUGAGAAUCAAGAGAGUAACCUGUACUGGACCCCUAUGGGGGUUGAUAGCAAUAACGACUGUGAGUCUCCAGGAGAGCUCACCAAACUCCUGUGAUAAGUGCUAUCAUGCUGUCUAUACCGGAAAUGCGCGAAGCGCAGUUCUCAGAUUCCACACUAAUCUUAACCCUGAGUGUGUUGACUUGUCACAAUUACAAACCUGUGUAGAAGAUGGAAAAACCUAUUGGCUAUUUGAAAAUGAAGGGACCCCUAAACAGAAACUAGUGGGGGAAUGCCCUACAAGGGAGAAAUGGUUCUGCACUGACAAGAAACCAGGGAAUAAGGUUUGGACUUAAUGGAAAAGGAUUGGACUUAAAAAAAGAAAAAGAAAUAAAAAGGGUGAAUAAACCAGGGGUAGAAACAAAAUUACCGAAUGGAAAGAAUUUGUUUUCAGAUCUAGUAGAAAGAAUUAGCCAUGAGUUCAACGUAUCGAAUAUAUGCUGGAUAUGUGGGGAUACCAGGAGGUCAGAAAUAUGGCCCUGGGAAGGAAUCGCGCUCAGCCCUCAAGAAACUCUAAAAGCAAUGAAAAACCUAGAUAGAGAUCGAAAACCAGACGUCCAAAAUGCGGAAGAAGUUUGGAACUUAAAGUCCGAGGUAAUCGGGGAAGAAUGUAUAUGGAGAAAAGGACUGAACUUUCUUUCCUAUGUAGGUGAACUGUCUUGUAAAAGGUAUCUAACUACUAAUGAUACCCAUGAGUGGUGGAUUCCCCAGAGUAAACAUCUGUAUUGGGCACAAAAACAAAAGCCAGGCUCAAACUGUUCAUUUAUACAAAGAGAACAAUUGUAGGAGUGUCUAGCUAAAGAACCAAAUCUAUUUCAAGACGAACCCUGGUUGUCUAAAUUUUGGAACAAAAAUGAAGUUAGAAAUACCAGAUCACUAAAAUUCUGGAAAGGCCCAAAAGGAUUGUUUUGGAUUUGUGGAAAGAUGGCAUAUGUGAUGCUACCAAAAGACUGGAAGGGCAGUUGUACAUUAGGUGUAAUAAGAGUGUCAUUCUUUUUACUUCCAAAAGAUGACCAUCCAGAUUUAGGGGUACCCCUCUAUGAUGAAUUAAAACGUCAAAAGAGAUAUCUAAUUGGAGGAACCCAGAGCUGGGGAGACGAAGAGUGGCCCCCAGAGAGAAUUAUUGAAACCUACGGCCCUGCCACCUGGGCACAGGACGGUGCAUGGGGGUAUAGAACCCCCAUUUACAUGUUGAACACAAUUAUAAGGUUACAAGCACUUCUAGGAAUAGUUUCUAAUGAGACAGCUUUAGUUUUAGACUUGUUAUCAGUACAGAGCCGCCAGAUGAGGACUGCCAUAUAUCAGAACCGGCUAGCCUUGGACUACCUGCUGGCCGAAGAAGAAGGGGUAUGUGGAAAGUUUAAUUCAUCUGAAUGUUGUCUAGAAAUUGACAAUCAUGGGGACCUAAUUAAAAAUGUAACCACCAGGAUUAGAAAACUCGCACAUGUACCAGUACAACGAUGGACCCCAUUGAUAAAAGCUAAUUGGUGGGAUAACAUCUGGAAUGGAGAAUGGUGGAAAAAGAUACUGCUUAUAGGGGGAGGGGGGUUGGGGGGGGGACUCAUAAAUUUAAUUUUCCUUCCUUGUUUAAUACCUUGUCUUAUCAGAAUGAUUAAUAACAUUGUCCAGACUUCUCUUGAAGGGUUAACAGAUGAGAAAAUUAUGCUGAUGAAAGAAAACCAAGACAGAAAAGGAACAGAGAGCGCAAAAGAGAUGUAUGAGAAAUACCAGAAGUUAAGAGAAUUUUACCAAAAGUAUGAAAUCCAGUUUGAUAAGUUAAGGCUGAUGCGGGCCAAGCCCGAUCAAAGAAUUAGAGGGGGGAUUGUUAUGAACAAAAAUAAAAUUUAAACCUUUGGGGAACGUAGUUAACAAUGGUUAAAUGUUGUUAAUACAAGGUAAAUGUUGUUAAUACAAGUUAAAUGUUGUUAAUACCAGUAACAAAGUGUGAUUAGUUCUAUGAAAACCCAGUAGUGUGGUUCAUGUAUAAAGGGGGAGUGGAACCAGGGAGGUGAUGGGUUGCCAAUCUUUGUGCAGGGGCAGAGAAACUUUCAGGAGUAUUCUGUCAUAGAACACAACCACAACUUAAAUCAAGAUUGGAAGAGAGACCAGCCAAUGGGAGGUGAGAAUUCCAAAAUGAUUGGCCAAGACUGCACCAACUUAUAAGUCAAUCAGCAAUGGAGAAAUAGACCUGUCACAGCACAGAUCCUGAGCGCCCCAAUCAGGAGACAAGAGAGAGACUUGAAAAGGCCUGGGGUGUCUAACUCCCGCGUCUUUCCUGGGAGCCGCUUUCCCUGAAAACACCCCUAGGUUACAAUUACUAAGCUGUUGAAACAGUAUCUGGACUUGCCUGAGGCUUUUGCGGCCAGUUGUUCAUUUUGUAAUAAAGAAGCUUACUUUUUUAAUCAA